Cucumis sativus (cucumber) is the source of this 522-nucleotide messenger RNA. Its product is annotated as pectinesterase inhibitor-like. Lineage: Eukaryota; Viridiplantae; Streptophyta; Magnoliopsida; Cucurbitales; Cucurbitaceae. Gene Ontology annotation, molecular function: pectinesterase inhibitor activity. Gene Ontology annotation, biological process: negative regulation of catalytic activity. The record is from RefSeq and is a predicted model, not a curated record. The transcript has a single exon. Bases 1 to 522 code for a protein of 173 amino acids.
AUGGACAAUAACUCUUGUUUCAUUACUUUCUCUCUCAUUGGAGUUCUUUUGUUCACCAUCAUUUCAAAUGUGGCAUCAUCUAACGACGUUGUUUCUACCAUCUGUUCAGAAAUCUCAAAUCCACAAUUUUGUUUAAGUGUGUUGAAAUCUGCAGGCACUACAGAUCUAAAAGGCUUGGCUGUAUACACCUUAAACCUUGCUCAUUCAAAUGCUGGCAAAUCUUUGAUCCUAGCCAACUCACUAGCAAAAGCCACCACCAAUCCUCAACUUAAGCAACGAUAUUCAUUUUGUGCUGAGAGCUAUGAUGAAGUUGUUGGUGACAUUGAAAAUGCUCAAAACGACUUGGCACUUGGGGACUUUAUUGGUGUCAUUAUUGCAACUACUGGUGCCAUGACAACUCUUGGUGAUCACUGUCAGAAUAAGCUCUUGCAGCCGCCGAAGGAUACAUCGUUGCUUUUAAAGAAUAGCAACACUCUAGAUGAUAUAUUUAGCAUUAUUAUGGUUAUAUCCGAUCAUCUUUGA